This is a messenger RNA of Ustilago hordei, 720 nucleotides long. RefSeq names its product putative TATA-box-binding factor TBP. Gene Ontology annotation, biological process: DNA-templated transcription initiation. The coding region runs from base 1 to 720 and encodes 239 amino acids. The record is from RefSeq and is a predicted model, not a curated record. Gene Ontology annotation, molecular function: RNA polymerase II general transcription initiation factor activity; DNA binding. Lineage: Eukaryota; Fungi; Basidiomycota; Ustilaginomycetes; Ustilaginales; Ustilaginaceae. The transcript has 2 exons.
AUGGCUUUCGGAGGUGUCGCACUGCCCGGCUCGGGCAACUCUGCCAACAACGCCACCAGCGUCAAGGGUAACUCCAACGCUGGUGCCUUUACCAAAGCCAACGGCGCCAGCGAAGAUGACCAGAAGCCUGCCGCUGUCGGCAAGGACGCCAGUCUGGAACAAGGCCUCUCGAGUGUACAUGGUAUUGUACCUACGUUGCAAAACAUUGUCGCCACCGUCAACCUUGAGGUUCGUUUGGAUCUGAAGACCAUCGCGCUGCAUGCGCGCAAUGCCGAAUACAACCCCAAACGAUUCGCCGCCGUCAUCAUGCGUAUCCGAGAGCCCAAGACCACGGCACUCAUCUUUGCUUCGGGCAAGAUGGUGGUCACCGGCGCCAAGUCGGAAGAUGACAGCCGUCUCGCCAGUCGAAAGUACGCACGUAUCAUCCAGAAGCUCGGCUUUGAGGCUAAGUUCAGCGAGUUCAAGAUUCAGAACAUCGUAGGAUCGUGCGACGUUCGCUUCCCGAUUCGACUCGAAGGUCUCGCCUACAGCCACGGUGUUUACUCGUCGUACGAGCCCGAGCUGUUCCCCGGUCUGAUCUACAGAAUGGUCAAGCCCAAGGUUGUGCUCCUCAUCUUUGUCUCUGGCAAGAUCGUGCUCACUGGUGCCAAGGUACGAGAAGAGAUCUACCAGGCAUUCAAUCUCAUCCUACCAGUGUUGGCUGAGUUCCGCAAGCCUUGA